AUGGCCGCCAACGAUCCCGCGACGCGUGCUGAGCCGUCCUCCACAACCGACCGUAACGUCAAGCACGUCGUACUCGGUAAUCUCCUUUUCCAGACCUGGUACCAGUCCAUCUAUCCGGAGGAUUUGGUCAGUAAGGAUACGGACAGGUUGUACGUCUGUCGCUGGUGCUUCCGCUACUCGUGCGACGCGCACGCCUACACGAAACACACGCGCCUGUGCCCACACCGGCAAUCACCGCCCGGGGUCAAGGUCUACGAGCAAGGCGGAUACUCAGUGUGGGAGUUGGACGGUGAACAUCACAAGCUCUACGCGCAGAACCUCUCCCUGUUCGCGAAACUGUUCCUCGAUCACAAGUCGGUCUUCUUCGAUGUCGUGUCCUUCCUUUACUACCUGCUCGUGUACUCCGACCCCAACGACCCCGACUCCAACUACCAUGUGCUGGGCUUCUUCUCGAAAGAAAAACUCUCCUGGGAUGCCAACAACCUCGCCUGCAUCCUGGUCUUCCCCCCUUACCAACACAAGCAGCUGGGGAAACUGUUGAUGGGAGUCAGUUAUAAGAUUAGUUCCUGGGAGCGCGACAGGAGCUUGAUCGGCGGGCCGGAGCGACCGCUGAGCGAGAUGGGUCGCAGGAGUUAUUCACGCUUUUGGGAGGAUCGCGUGGCCAGGUACUUGCUCUUACAUGGGCGCAAGGCCGAGGAUGCAGAAGAUUUUGCAGUACCACAAAAGUCAAAGUCUCUUAAGGGGUUGAAGAGAAAACAUGCUCAUGAGUUCAUGACAGUGCAGGACAUUGGACUGGCUACGGGCAUGUUGACUGAAGACGUCAUCACAGCCCUCAAGGGUUUGAGUGUUGUCCAGCCGGCCACACCUUCGAAAAAGCGAAAGUCAAAGGAUUGGAAUGAAGCUACUAAUGCUGGACAUGGCACAUUCGUAACGGUACGAAAGACAACCGUACUGGAAUGGGCGAAGAGCCACCACAUGGCCCUGUGGGACCCGGUCAAGGACGAGGGGUUUCAUGGUAAGUGGGCUCCAACUGAUUCGGACGUGAGCGAUGGGGACAGUAAUGAAAGUGGUGAUGGAUAA
Messenger RNA from Aspergillus saccharolyticus JOP 1030-1, 1080 nucleotides. Its product is annotated as putative histone acetyltransferase (MysT1). The coding region runs from base 1 to 1080 and encodes 359 amino acids. The transcript has a single exon. Gene Ontology annotation, molecular function: histone acetyltransferase activity. The record is from RefSeq and is a predicted model, not a curated record. Lineage: Eukaryota; Fungi; Ascomycota; Eurotiomycetes; Eurotiales; Aspergillaceae. Gene Ontology annotation, biological process: regulation of DNA-templated transcription.